Molecule: messenger RNA, 753 nt
Organism: Lycium barbarum (goji berry)
Lineage: Eukaryota; Viridiplantae; Streptophyta; Magnoliopsida; Solanales; Solanaceae
Exons: 4
Coding region: 1-753 (250 amino acids)
Source: RefSeq, a predicted model, not a curated record
AUGUGUGUUAUAGUUAUUGGGGAUUUACCAGGCAACAAUUAUAUGAUCAGAUUUAUAGCUCAAACCUGGUCUCAAGUAGCUGAUCCUGAGGUGUUUUUACAUGAUAAUGGGUAUUACAUAGUGAAGUUUCAAGACAUGGAUAAUUCGCAAGAAAUUUUAUGUGCUGGCCCUUACUCAAAAGCAAUGGAGGAAGAACUUUUGGCUCUUAAAGAAAAUAAUAUAUGUCCUUCAAAUGUCCGGCCAAUUGGUUGUAAAUGGUUUUAUUCAAUUAAACUUCAUGCUGAUGGAACUCUUGAUCAGUACAACGCUGGCUUGGUUGCAGGAAAUUUGAUUGCUUUGGCUGGUCUUCAAGAAUCUCCCUCUGUUGAUACUCCAUUGAAAUUGAAUGUAAAGUAUCGUUGUGAUGAAUGCGAUCUACUUCCUGAUCCAACUUUGUUUCGACAAUUAGUUGGGAGCCUAAAUUAUCUUACUAUUAUUCAGGCUGAUAUCUCUUUUGUAGUUCAACAAGCCAGUCAAUUUAUGCAGACUCCUCGUCAUCUACAUUUGCUUAAUAUGUUUAGUGAUUCUGAUUGGGCUGAAUGUCCUGAUACUCGCCGCUCCAUCACAGGAUGGUACAUGUUUCUCGGAGAUUAUUUGAUAUCUUGGAAGAGCAAGAAGCAAGAUCGUGUUUCAAAAUCUUUAACGGAGUCUGAAUAUCGAGCAAUGCCUACUGCUUGGUCUGAGAUUAUUCAGCUUCGUGGUUUACUUGCAUAA